Messenger RNA from Linum tenue, 2966 nucleotides. The record is from the annotation of a GenBank genome assembly. NCBI's taxonomy places the organism in Eukaryota, Viridiplantae, Streptophyta, Magnoliopsida, Malpighiales, Linaceae.
CGCACCACCUAAACACAUGAACUAGACGAGUUCCCACCGAUCCCGCUCGGAGAGCUGAAACUCGCUCGCUCGCUCAAUCAAUCAAUUUUUCGGCAGACCCGGGUUCCCAACUCAAUCAUUCACUCUGCUCAUUCGCCGGUCGGGGCGAGGCAAGGCAGGCGAAAAAAUGGAGUAUAAUUGCAGCGGCGGAGGAACGGCGGCGUCGUUUAACAAGAGUUGGGCUCAGCAGACGGAGGAGAGCUACCAGCUCCAGUUGGCCCUGGCCCUACGGAUGUCUUCCUUAGCUGCUUUAGCUACUGAUCCCAAUUCCUUAACUUCUCCGGCAUGGGACGACCUAGUCCACAAACGCCUCCCCGUCGCUUCUGCUUCUUCUUCUUCUUCUUCUUCCUCCCCUGAUUCUGCUCAAUCCAUUUCCCGUCGCUUCUGGGUAAAUGGCAGCCUAUCUUACUACGAUAGAAUCCCUGAUGGGUUCUAUGCAAUCUAUGGCAUGGAUCCGUAUGUUUGGACCAUAAGUACAGACCAGAGCGAGCUCGGUUGGAUUCCGUCCAUAGAUGCAUUGAAGGCUGUGGAUCCUCAUGCCGAAUCAGCAAUGAAAGUGGUAUUGGUUGACAGAUUCAAGGAUCAUGUUCUGAGAGAGCUAUUUGAUCGAGUUGCUAGUCUUUCCAGUGAUCGGUUUUCCACAAAUGAUGCGGUAUCUGAGAUUGCAAAUAUUGUCUGCAGUCGCAUGGGUGGCGAAGCUCUUAUCGAAGACGGAGAGUUCUGCCAGUACUGGAUGGAGUGCGCCGACAUUCUGAGAUACCGUCUACGUUCUGUUAUAAUUCCUAUCGGAAGCUUGUCUGUUGGUCUCUGCAUCCAUCGGGCAUUGCUGUUUAAAGUGUUGGCAGAUUCAAUUAACUUACCAUGUAGAAUUGCUAAAGGUUGCAAAUAUUGUACAAGGGAUCUUGCUUCUUGCUGUCUUGUUCAAGUUGGUAAUGAGAGGGAAUACUUGGUUGAUUUGUUCAGUAAGCCAGGAGCCUUAAGCCAUCCCGAUUCCUCACUCAAUUGUACAUCCUCAAUCUCCGCAGCUUCUCCAUUGUCUUACCCUAGGUUCAAUCAUGUCCCAACAGUUGAAGACGUCAGGGCAAUGGCAAAACUUUAUUUCUUUGAUGGUCAAGCUCUAAAUCUUACAUUUGACACUAAUACUAACUCAGUAACACGUACUGUGAUAAUUGAAGGCGGUUUAGGACUCCCGAAAGCCAGCAAAAGUCUUGCACAUGCUGCAAACGACAACCAUGAAGCUUCUCAGUCAGUUGUAAUGCAAACUACCUCCCAGUGUACCGUAUUUCACAAGGAUCCAAAUGUCAGCAGUCCUUUCCCAUAUGUAAUAAAUUCAAGGAAUGUAGAUAAAGGCGGCAUUCAAUCAAGUCAUUUGCUGAUGACUGGCCAUCAAGAUGUGCAUCCAGUUUCUGUCUUCUCCAAUAACAUACCUGGUACAUCUGAUCAUAAGUGGUACAUGGAAUCAAAACAGAUGAAACAUUCGAGCAAUGAUCUUCAUCUUGAAGAUGAAGAUUUGGACAUUCGUUGGAGUGAACUUGUUGUGAGGGAGAAGAUUGGUGAAGGUUCAUUUGGAACUGUUCAUCGUGCUGAAUGGCGUGGUUCUGAGGUUGCCGUCAAGAUUCUGGCGGAACAAGAUUUCCAUCCAGAGCACCUGAAAGAGUUUCUUGCCGAGGUUGCGAUCAUGAAACGGCUGCGGCAUCCAAACAUUGUUCUUUUCAUGGGGGCUGUUACUCACCCCCCUCAUUUGUCUAUAGUUACCGAAUACUUAUCGAGGGGCAGUUUGCAUAAACUGCUGCAUAAACCGGAAGCCAGAUUAAUGCUUGAUGAAAGGCAGCGUUUGAACAUGGCUUCUGAUGUGGCAAAAGGUAUGAACUACCUUCAUCAGCUGCGGCCACCCAUUGUCCAUCGAGAUUUGAAGUCCCCAAAUCUAUUAGUGGACAGUACAUACACCGUAAAGGUCUGUGACUUUGGUCUGUCUCGUCCCAAAGCUAACACAUAUCUUUCCUCCAAGACAGCAGCGGGAACACCUGAAUGGAUGGCACCUGAAGUUCUUCGUAAUGAGCAAUCAAACGAGAAAUCAGAUGUUUACAGCUUUGGGGUGGUCUUAUGGGAACUGGCAACUCUUCAACAGCCAUGGAAAGAUUUGAAACAGGCCCAGGUUAUUGGAGCUGUCGGGUUCAAAGGUCAAAAGCUCCAGAUUCCAGAUAACAUAAAUCCUGGUGUCGCUGCUUUGAUUGAAGCCUGCUUAGCCAAUGACCCCUCUCACCGUCCUUCAUUCUCGUACAUAGUAGAAGCUCUACAGAAACUGAUCAGAAGCCCCAUGUCUCGACCACCCCGGGUUCAUGUCGCUUGACACUUUUGAGGGCAAAAGAGUCUUCAUUUACGAGAAUCUGAAUAGUUCACAGCUUGAAGUAAGUGCCCUAUCCAAAGAACUUUCCCGGAGCUUAAACAAUAAAGACCGGGAGCGCUCUUGCAGACCGGAGCAGUGGAUGGUCUGCUGUAGCAGAUUAUGCUUCAAGAAGUGCAGUCAUAUCUUGCAGGCAGCAUGGGAAGUUUUGAGUAGGGAUGAUUACACUUGUGUAAUUCUCUCUUGUCAGCAGCAGCAGUGGCAGCUGCUAGUUAAUUGUAUAUAUAGGUAUAAUAUAUCAAGUGAAAACAAAGGUAUAUAGUUUGUGAGAGGAGUUGAAUCCAAAUAGUUUGUGUGAGAGGGAUUGAAUCCCAAUAUAGCUAAGCAAGCUCAUCAGCCCUCUCUGUUUUUUAAGGGUCAAUUUAGGCCUUGGCUGUUAACAUAAAAUGUAAAAGUACGUCAAUGUGUCAACUCAAAACAGAAGUGCUUUGUGCUUGGCGUCAUUGAGUUGGUAAAGAUGGAUACUUUGUGUUAAAUACUUAAAUCCCACAUUCCUAUUCAUCUGUAACUGAAUCGAGAAGCA